Messenger RNA from Venturia canescens, 3271 nucleotides. It is a transcript of the gene spdo, whose product is annotated as sanpodo. NCBI's taxonomy places the organism in Eukaryota, Metazoa, Arthropoda, Insecta, Hymenoptera, Ichneumonidae. Bases 1140 to 3014 code for a protein of 624 amino acids. The transcript has 6 exons. The record is from RefSeq and is a predicted model, not a curated record.
GGAAGAGGCUUUAUGCUCGUCCGUCCGACUUCGGCAGCUGGAUCGUGCGUUUGGGGCACGCGUCUCAACGGUCGUUGCAGCUGCCUCUGGAAGUGCUCGGGGUACGCUCGGCUCAGCGAGGGUUCCUUCGCCGGGGCCUGCGUCCAGGUGAGUUUCCCUGCGACAUCGAGCGCUCGAGUUAUUUCUCUAAAAGUCGAAUAACUUUGUCGAAAAAAAUCGCAGCCAACUUUUUCAAAAAGGGAAUUGAAGCUGGAGGUUCCGGCUUCGAUGUUCCGCUCGGAAAGCGGCGUUGAAAAAUUCCUCCCGGCGACGAGGUUCGGCCGAAGCUCAGGAAGCGGUGACGGACGAACCUUGGCUUUCAAACCUGCCUACCGGGCGUAAAAACGGUCGUGGAAAAUUUUCAAAAAAACAUACGGUUUUUCGAUGGUUUGGAAAAUUUUGAGCACAUUGACAUUGAAAAGUGGAAAAAAAAAUGUUCAUCGUCACGUAGCUUCCUCUAGAGGAAGCAAAACAAGAAUUUUCGGGUUUUUCAAUUCUCGCUGGAGCCGAAAACUCUGGUCGAGUCGAGUAUAGUUUCGAGGACGAGAGAUCCGAGGGCCCGAACGGUUUCGGUGGGAGGGGAAAGCGGCGAUGGGGGGAGCGAGAGAGAGCGUCGCACCGGGCCCGUAUGCUGUUCACCCUGGCGGGUUCACCCCUCGUUGGAGAAACAGGCGAGCCCGUUUCUCGGAGCAUCUGUCUCCGUCUGCAACGGUCGUGUGUGACUCCGGGGGCGCCCCGUUCCGUUGAUCCGCUCCGGAUCGUCAGUUUCCUUCGAGCCGCGUUCGAGGGAGGUUUUGAGAGAGUGAGCUCCGCAAUUUGGGAUAAAAAGCGAGCGCGAGCGGCUCCAGGGACGUUUUCGUGUCGCGCGUCGACGUAAAAUGUGUGAAAGAAUCGAGUGUCGAAAAAUCGACAGUGGAAUUUCGCCAGCUUUCCGAGUCGCCAGGAGUUUUGCCCUGGAAACUUGGCCGUCGAGGGUUCCCUUCGUCUCCAGCGCGUUGCUCAUCGUCCUCGGCGCCGAGAGCUCCUAAGCCCCUCGGCAGGGUGCCCCAGGAGUCCGCGCCCUCGGAGAACGAGUUCCGGAGAGCCCCUUAACCGCCAGGAUGGCCUACACCAAUCCGAGCUUCUGCCAGCAGUCGGAGUUCGUCCAGAACCAUCGCCUGGAGGAGCUGCCACCCCCGCCGCAGUUCCAAGCGGCCGAGGAGCUGCCGCCGCCCUCGCCGUCGCCUCCCCCGCCGCCCCCGGGCGCCCAGCCGCACCAGCAACGCUUCUACGACGCGGGCAAGUCCAACCCCGGCUUCCGCUACGCAGCCGACGACGAUGCGCCGACCCGGGGCGACGAUCGGUACGCCUACCUCGAGCGGAAGAACGUCGUCGCCGCCGCCGCCAGCUUCCAGGACGCCUACGCCGUCCCCAUCAACGAACGACGACCCAUCGUGCACGAACGCGAGGUCCGUUCUCGCUACGAAUACAUCCAGGACGACGACGAGGACCCCGUCGACGAGAAAACCCACCAAAAUCGCCCUCGCACUCCCGAACAACUCACCAGGAACUCCAGCCGAUCCUCCAGGUACGGCUUCCUCGAGAGCCCCGACAACGUCCCCGCCGUCUUCGCAUACCAGCGACGCGACUCCACCAGGAAAACCGAAGUCUCGCGGUACGCACUCCUCCCCGCCAACAGCCUCGACGACCAUCCCAGAGAACCCAACCAGUGGAACUCCCCCGUCAGAAACUCCGGCGUUCUCGCCAGCCAGAGAUCCAACUCAAACCGAGGUCGUUACGCUCGAGUGCCGAGCCAAGAGGUGCUGGAUCCGCCUGUGGUGCCGGAGCGAAAUGCGCGUGAGCAGCAGCUUGCAACGAGACAUCCGGAGGAGAUGAAUUAUUCAUCGGGAAAGAACAACGUUGCGACGCAAAAACUCCACGAGAUACUGACGACCCCGAGGAAGCCGCGCUCUCGCUCGGAGGAGCGAACGCUCUCGCCGAGUAAAAGGCACCAGCAGUACGCCGGUGUGAGCAGCAACGUCGUUCAGCGGGGAGCGAUGACACCGACGGGCUCUCCUUCAGGUCGUUACGUGUCGAGUCCGUCCUCGGGUUUCGUCUCAGGAAGUUUGAGUUCGCGACGGGAGCAGCGUCAACUGAUUCACGGAUCAUCGCAGCGAGGAAUCGAUUCGUCACCGAGUAGUUCAGGGACGUUGAUGGGCCCGCACACGUCGACGCCGACGAAGGAGCCUUCUGCGCGUCGCUGUCUUCCCCUCAACGUGGACAACUCGUCGAGCACGCGAGUUCGCGACAUUCGCGAAUCGGCCUCUUGUCCGGCCAGUAAUUGCGGACGCCAACGAUAUCCGAGCAGGAAUAAUAGCGUUGUCGGUUCGCCGAGUGAACCCCCACCUCGAUACGCGUAUCUGGAUGGCCUGAGCGAGGCGAUCCCGAUGGUCACCGGAUCCCCCAGGUAUCAGGUCGUUCCGACGAGCGACGAGAAAUCCAUCGAGAGUGCCUUCAUCGCGCGAACUGCGGUUGUUCCACCUCUGUCACCUCCAAACAGCGAAGCAAACACGACUCUGGCUAGUGGCAUAGAGAAGAGCGAGCGCCGGAACGCGCCACUUCUCCUUCUACUCGUCGGUGUUCUCACCUGUGGUUUGGCGCUCUACCUCUCCUGGAGCCAGGGUCGAAGAUACUACUUGGACAGCGCAGCUGGUUGCGGGGCGUGCUGCGCCCUCGCCGGAGCUUGCAGGAGCCUUCGGAGAACGUGGACCGGCCUGGGCCUCGCUGGCCUCUCGGCUCUGAGCUGCGGUGGCCUCCUCCUGCUGGCAGCCAAAGCACCGAGAGCUGGGACUCCCCUGCACGACGUCACCGCCGGCGCACUCUGCGGCGUUUCUCUCCUCGGUGCAGCCCUCGCACUCCUCGCUCUUCUCUCACCGAAAUGCCACUUCUCUCGACACCGACGCGUCCACUCCUGGAUCCCACGAUUUUCUCCCUGAAUUCAAUCAAAUCUCAUUACCUGAACGUGUAUACUCGCUUCUCGACGCGCAUACCAGAUUUGUAAGCUAAUUGGAUUUUGUACAUUUUAGUAUUCUUGUUGCGGAGACUCACCGAACGAAAUUUCACGACGAAACAAUAUUGUAUAUUUUUAAUAAUAAUUUACGAAUAAUUUAUGAUAUGUUAAUUUACGAUAUUUAUGUACUGAAACGCUCUUAUUAUUCAAGUUGUAAUAAAUAAACAAUCGUAAUACCUCGCU